Messenger RNA from Chenopodium quinoa (quinoa), 1897 nucleotides. RefSeq names its product sugar transporter ERD6-like 5. Gene Ontology annotation, cellular component: membrane. The record is from RefSeq and is a predicted model, not a curated record. Gene Ontology annotation, molecular function: sugar transmembrane transporter activity. Gene Ontology annotation, biological process: carbohydrate transport; transmembrane transport. The coding region runs from base 174 to 1607 and encodes 477 amino acids. Lineage: Eukaryota; Viridiplantae; Streptophyta; Magnoliopsida; Caryophyllales; Amaranthaceae. The transcript has 16 exons.
GUGACCUUUAGAAAAUGAUAUUUGAACCUUAUUAUCCAGUACUUAGUCUACCCACCAACUCACCAAUGGUUUCUUUCCUCUUCUCUUCUUCCUUCCUUUUAAUAUAAAUUAUAGUCAUCAAUCAUUUUCUCUCUCUAAAAAUAUUUGACAGCUAAAAUAUCCAAGAUCAAAUAAUGGUUAUGGAGAAAAGCCACAGUAGAAAGAAUCAACACCGAGAAAAACUUCUCUUGAAGUUGGAGGAUGGCGCCACUAAUGAUGUUUAUAACGACGGUGGCGCCACCCCCGUUCUUUUACUUAGCGUUUUCAUUGCCGUUUGUGGCUCUCUCGUUUGCGGUUGUGCUUUGGGCUAUAGCUCCCCUGUACAGUCUGGAAUCAUUGCUGACUUGAAACUCUCAACAGCAGAUUAUUCCCUCUUUGGAUCAAUGUUGACUGUUGGAGGUUUGUUAGGUUCACUAGUCUGUGGUAAACUUACAGACUACUUUGGUCGUCGAGGAACUAUGGGUUUAUCUGACAUACUCUUCCUCACUGGAUGGGUUGCAAUCGCAUUUUCUAAGGAUGCUUGGUCACUUGAUGUUGGUAGACUAUCUGUGGGUUGUGCUAUGGGGCUUACUGUUUAUGUGGUUCCAGUGUACAUUGCAGAAAUUACACCAAGAAAUCUUCGCGGUGGAUCUGUGCUUCUUCAUCAGUUGAUGUUAUGCUGCGGAAUAGCUCUAGCUUACAUCUUGGGACUUUUAGCAAAUUGGCGCGUCUUAUCUUUGAUUGGUGCUGUUCCGUGCAUCAUACAGUUUUUGGGCUUAUUCUUCAUUCCAGAGUCUCCUAGGUGGUUGGUAAAGGUUGGUCAUGAAAAAGGUUGUGAGUCUACUUUACGAAGACUUAGGGGAAAGAACUUCGAUAUAGCUCACGAAGCAGCUCAAAUCAAAGACUGUGCUGAAACUAUUGAUCAAGUCUCGCAAGAUAGCUUCUUCGACGUGUUCCAAAUGAAGUAUGCUUUUGCACUUACAAUAAGUCUUGGGCUCAUGGCACUAGCAUCAUUUGGUGGAACGAAUGGGAUUUUGUUCUAUGCAACUACAACAUUUGAAUCAGCCGGGGUUUCAGGCAAAUUGGGUACCAUUGCAAUGGCUCUCAUCCAGCUUCCCCCUACUUUUCUUGGUGUAUUUUUGAUGGAUAAAAGUGGAAGACGACCACUUCUACUGUUUUCUGUUACUGGAAUGGGAACAGCUUGUCUAUCAGUGGCGCUGUCUUUCUUGAUGAAGGAUUAUGGAUGGAUGCCACACUUCAGUCCCUAUUUGGCCCUAUUUGGCAUCCUGAUUUUCUCAGCAACAUUCCCUGUAGGAAUGGGAGGGAUACCAUUUAUUAUAAUGUCAGAGAUAUUUCCAAUCAACGUAAAAGGGGCUGCUGGAAGUCUAGCGACUAUAGUCAGCUGGUCGAGUGCUUGGGUUGUCUCCUACUCAUUUAACUUCAUGAUGGAUUGGAGUUCAUCAGGCACAUUCUUCAUAUUUACAAGCAUCAAUGUAUUGGCUUUGGUCUUUGUGGCGAAACUUGUUCCGGAGACAAAGGGACGUACAUUGGAGGAAAUACAGGAAUCACUCACUCAUACUCUGUAUUAGAAAUGUACAAGAUAUAUAUAGGAGAAUAUACAUGUACAAUCAAAUAAAAAGGGCUGCUAGGACGAAUUUGGGGAUUGAUUGUGACUUGUGGAAGGUUGUUAGGGUGUAUGUGCUAGGAAUUUGGUAUGCAUUGAAGAAAUGAACAUGUUAUGCCUUAAAUAUGUAUUAGUUUGUACCUGAUGCAUCUAUUUCUUGUUGUUUCUCUUCUUUUUAGCUAAAUCCUGUAAUUACAAAUGCAUUCAGUGAUGAAUUUAUCUAUUAAUGAAAAUAUCAAUUUUUUUUUUAUGUGA